Molecule: messenger RNA, 4656 nt
Organism: Alosa alosa (allis shad)
Lineage: Eukaryota; Metazoa; Chordata; Actinopteri; Clupeiformes; Clupeidae
Gene: slc25a10b
Product: solute carrier family 25 member 10b
Exons: 11
Coding region: 556-1416 (286 amino acids)
Biological process (GO): oxaloacetate transport; phosphate ion transmembrane transport; succinate transmembrane transport
Cellular component (GO): mitochondrial membrane
Molecular function (GO): thiosulfate transmembrane transporter activity; oxaloacetate transmembrane transporter activity; sulfate transmembrane transporter activity
Source: RefSeq, a predicted model, not a curated record
GGAAGAAGCGGAACAUUUUCUGAGAAGCGUGUUUGUCAGUUUGCUGUGUCGGCUAGAGUCGCCCUUUGGCUCAUUUGGGGUGGACCGCGUUCACAAGGAGGCCGUUCCUGCGCUCGCUGAGGCAAUUGGCUGUCCAUGCACCCACCACUGACACUGUGUAUCAUGCAAUUUGAUUAGAGGAGGAGAAUACACACACACACACACACAUUAUCUCUCUCUCUCUCUCACUCACUCACGCGCACACAAACUCCAGCCAACGGGAUGUCGCGCGUGCACCGGAACCCGAUUGCCAAUCGCGUUGCCAAUCAUCUCCACGGCUGAAGAUUAACGAGGUUAUCCUUUCACCGGUGCGGGGGUCGUCCUAUGCAGUGUGGUGGAGCGCGUCGGCCUCUGUUUUGCUUAUGUGUGUGAGGGAUUGAGUAAGAGAGAGAGAGAGAAAGAAACAAACAAAGAAAGAGAGAGAGAGAGAGAGAGAGAGAGAGAGAGAGAGACUACAUCGUGGCGGAGAGGAAGCAACUAUUCCAGCUGCUGCGUUGGACCAGCGUAACCUGAAUCAUGACGGAAAAACGGAUGUCUCGCUGGUAUUUCGGGGGUCUCGCCUCGUGCGGGGCUGCCUGCUGCACGCACCCGCUGGAUCUGGUAAAGGUGCACCUGCAGACACAACAGGAGGUGAAGAUGAAGAUGGUCGGCAUGGCGAUGCACGUGGUGAAGAACGACGGUUUCUUGGCCCUCUACAACGGACUCAGUGCCUCCCUGUGCAGACAAAUGUCGUACUCUCUGACGCGGUUUGCCAUCUAUGAGACGGUGAGGGACAUGAUUGGCAGUGGCUCUCAGGGUCCCAUGCCAUUCUACCAGAAGGUCCUGCUGGGAGCCUUCGGAGGCUUUACUGGAGGCUUCAUUGGGACUCCUGCUGAUAUGGUGAAUGUGAGAAUGCAGAAUGAUGUGAAGCUUCCUCCAGAGCUGAGGAGAAACUAUAAACAUGCACUAGAUGGACUUUACAGGGUGUUCAGGGAAGAGGGUGUGAGGAGGCUGUUUUCCGGAGCCACCAUGGCCUCGAGCAGAGGAGCUCUGGUCACCGUCGGGCAGCUGGCCUGCUAUGACCAGGCCAAGCAGCUGGUCCUAGGCACUGGUAUCCUAGGAGACAACAUCCUCACCCAUUUCCUUUCCAGCUUCAUCGCUGGUGGCUGUGCUACAUUCCUCUGUCAGCCACUGGACGUGAUGAAGACCAGGCUGAUGAACUCUAAAGGAGAAUAUUCGGGGGUGAUUCAUUGCUUGAAGGACACAGCCAAACUGGGACCAUUAGGAUUUUAUAAGGGUUUGGUUCCGGCCGGAAUUCGGCUGAUCCCUCACACAGUGCUCACCUUCCUCUUCCUGGAGCAGCUCAAGAAGUACUUCGGCAUCGUCGUGGUUACUUGAGCCUGGGAGCUGCUGCUGUGAACUCUGGGAACACUAAUGGACACACACACACACACACACACACAUUAGGGCACACAUAGUAACAUAGUAAUAGUUAUAAUUGGGGGGAAAAAUGGAAAUGAUGUGUAAUGUAACACCCCUUUGCCUCUGAAUAUCAAGAUAAGUGCUAACACACACAAACACACACACACACACACCUUGCGUUAACAGCCAUUGUACAUCUUUGCCAUCAUACACCUGUGCCAUGUAAACUCUCACACACACACACACACACACACACUAAAGACAACACAGAGGAUAAUACCGCCUCCACAGACACACAGUGUGUCUGAGUGAAGCCUCUUUACCGUUGUGGUGUUUACAUCUACCGAAGUGUAUCAUCUCACUGCUUCUACAAUAUCUUUGUUUUCAGUAUCAUGUUUUUCCAUUAUGAGACUCAAUCAUCAACACAGACAUCACCCUUACUGCAUAAAGUGAAGUAUGGCUUAUGAGACUUAAAGGAAUAUGCCAACUUUUGGAAAAUAAGCUUAUUUGCUAUCUACCCCAGAGUUUGAUAAGAUAAUACAUAUUCUUCUCUUCUCUGUGCUUGCAAUGACCAUGUUUGACACUGUUACUGUAGCUUAACUGUUAGCUUAGCUUAACUUAACCUAACUCACUGGAAGUGGGUUAAACCAGUUAGCCUAUAGCCACCCACUUAUACUGUAUGAAGUCAAGUUGUACCUAUGAGACUCAAUAAUUAGUGAGUCACCCAAGCGGCACCUUAUGCCAGACCCUUCCUGGUCUUGUUCAGACACAGUUGCUUAAUGAAUGCAGAGGAACACAUAGGUUCACACAUGUACCCAAUGCACAGACAAACAUACAGACAACAUGCGUACACACAUAGAAGAGGUUGAAAAUAACUGGAAUACGGGGAUACAUACAAACACUUUGCAUCUCCAUUUUCGCCAAAUCAACACAUACAAACACACGCACACACACACACAUAAUCACACACACUCACAAUCACACACACUCACACUCAGCCACUUUUAUAAUCAACUAUUGUUGUCUCAAUAAUUGCCCAAGACCCGCCAAGAAUAGUAUUCACCUGCCGUGCCAAUAUGGAGCUCUACCAUUGUGCAAUUCACUUCCUUCAUUUCAGUUUUGUUCAUGUGCCAUUGAAAGGGAAAAUAGCCAACAAUGUUAUCCAGCUUCAAAGAGAGCAGUUCCAGUGUUUGUCUCUGUUUUAAGGACACUCCGUAGUAUCCUUACUUCCAUAACUAGGAUCCUUACUUAGCGUACUACCAGGACUAAAGGGGAUGAAAACGCAUACUUACCUAAGAAAGACUGCCUUACUUCUAACGGGUAUGUGUGUUGAUAACAGUUUAUAACGCUACGUAUGGUUUAUAGCGCUACGUAUCGUGUGAAUGGUUUAUAACGCUACGUAUCUUGUGUACGUUGAUACUAAUCAUGAAUGGUCAGUUUAUAAUGCUACGUAUUGUGUGUACGCUGAUACCCAUCGAGGAUGGUCAGUUUAUAAUGCUACGUAUCGUGUGUACACUGAUACCCAUCGUGGAUGGUCAGUUUAUAAUGCUACGUAUCGUGUGUACGUUGAUACCAAUCAUGAAUGGUCAGUUUAUAAUGCUACGUAUUGUGUGUACGCUGAUACCCAUCGAGGAUGGUCAGUUUAUAAUGCUACGUAUCGUGUGUACGCUGAUACCCAUCGUGGAUGGUCAGUUUAUAAUGCUACGUAUCGUGUGUACGCUGAUACCCAUUGAGGAUGGUCAGUUUAUAAUGCUACGUAUCGUGUGUACGUUUAUACACAUCGUGGGAUGUGGUUGCUGCUGAUAGGAGAGAGAUAGGAGAGACGGAAUGCUGUAUGGUGUGGAUGCUGUUUUGUUUGUGACGUUUUAAACCCUGGAGGGCAAUGUGAUCUGAUGAAUGUUAUAUACUGGUAGGUCUGGUGCUCUGUUUCAUUCGUCAAACAAAUAUAACUCUCAAACUCACUCACAUGCACACACACACACUUCGGCAGAACACAGACAAAAUGUGUUUGGUUGGGUGUAAUGCCAAAUGAUAUUAUGGAAGUUAGAUACUUCUCAAAGUGCAUACCACAAAGAAGCCAAACACAUACACACACACUAUGCCAUUCUCAGUCUUUGAUUUCAAAACACUGUCAGCAUUUCCCAGGUGGGACAUUCAGUAUUGGUCACAGCAGUCGGAGUCCCUUAUUCACUUCUACACACACACACACAUGUUUUAUAAUUUAUAACUUCAGAUUUGCUCUGCAUCACGGGCAUGCAUAUCACAUCAACGUGCACCCAUCCCAGACAAACGAUACCAUAGAGUUUCACAGAGCUAUGAUGUUCUAUAAUAAUAAUGAUGUAGUGUUUUUAGAAAAUUGCAUUGUGGGAUUGCACUUUGCAAUCUUCACAACCCGCUUGUAGUGUCAAGCGGCACUUUGACAGUGUUUAGAGAGAUUUUUUUUUAAAUUUGCACUAAUUGACCUUUAAAGACACGAUGCUACUGUUUUAUUUUGUUUAUCUCCUUGGAUGCAUUCGGAUGGAUUGUUGGAAGAUGUUAUGCCUUACCUACAUGUUGCCUCUAGGGGGCAGUGUAACACAGUUAUCUAAUGGCUUGGUGGUGCCGAGAGCUCUUUGAGGAGGGUGCACGAGUGCAUUUGUGUGUGUGUGUAUAUGUGUACACAAGUGCAUUUGUGUGUGUGUGUGUGUGUGUGCACGAGUGCAUUUGUGUGUGUGUGUGUGUGUGUGUGUGUGAAAUAGAGAUUGAGAGAGAGAGAGUGCCUCUUGAAUGACUUCACCUGAGGUGGUGUGGGUAGUCUACAUCCUGCCUGAGUUAUGAGCUAUAAUACCCAUGAGGUCUGCAUGCAGAUUUCUUCUCUUUAAUAUAUACCACGACAUAGAGGCCAUUCCCUGUGGGCUGCGGCCCGUAGAAAGAUGGGAGAUAUUUAGACACACAUCAUCAAAACAUGCAAUUUAUUUCAAGAUUUUCCAUCUAUGCUGGAAUUGUGCAUUGUAAAAAACAAUCUUCCCAUCCUGUGCAAAUCAGUCCAUAUAGGGUAUACAGCUGCUCUUGUCACAGAAAGAGAUUGAAAAUAUAUAAUGCAAUCCAAACUGGAAGUUUUUAAUUCUGUAUGAAAUGUCAUGUAUUAUUAUUUUUUUAUUUUUUAUUUUUUGUCUGAAAUGGCUAAUACCCUAUGUUGUAGAUUUAUUUUGGAAUUAAACUACUAAUGAGUCAGAA